AUGCCAGGCUCAGGAUCCUGUCUCUGCGGUGCAAUCACCUACGAAUUCACCGGCGCCCCAGCAACAACAGCCAUCUGCCACUGCACCGACUGCCAAAAAUGGGCCGGCAGCGCCCUCUCCACCAACGUCGCCGUCCCACACGACUCAUUCAAGGUCACUAAGGGAGAAGCGAAGAGAUAUGAGAUGAGGGGGGCUUCGGGGUUGGAGUAUCCGCAUUUCUUUUGUGCUGAUUGCGGAUCUUCCAUCUACGCUCAACCGCAAUUGAUGCCGGAACUUACGCUCAUCAGAGCUGGGACGUUGGAUAAUGGGGGUGCGGAGUUUGAUGUUGAGGUGGAGUUUUAUACGAAGGAUCGGAAGGGGUUUGUUAGUGCUGUUGAGGGGGCGAAGCAGUGUGAGACUAUGAGUUAG
This is a messenger RNA of Glarea lozoyensis ATCC 20868, 408 nucleotides long. Its product is annotated as Mss4-like protein. Bases 1 to 408 code for a protein of 135 amino acids. Lineage: Eukaryota; Fungi; Ascomycota; Leotiomycetes; Helotiales; Helotiaceae. Gene Ontology annotation, molecular function: carbon-sulfur lyase activity. The record is from RefSeq and is a predicted model, not a curated record. The transcript has 3 exons.